CAAAAAAUCCAGAGCCGAUCUUUCGGGACCUCCCGCGAAGCCUGCGAUGACGAAGGACAUCAGUCUCAAGGCGGCCUGCGCCGACUCCUUCUACUAUCCGCAGGAAUGGGCUCCUUCCAGAGGCUCUCUGGACCAAUUCCAGCGGAGGCGAGGCUACGAGCACCACUUUGGCAAGCAGCGCACGAAGAACCUCAACAAGGGGGUGCUUCUGAUACGCUUCGAGAUGCCCUUCACGGUGCAGUGCCUGCGGUGUGAACAUUACAUCGGCCAGGGCACGCGCUACAACGCGGACAAGAAGAAGGUUGGCAUGUACUUCUCCACCCCGCUGUACGAGUUCGCCAUGCAUUGUGGCAACAUCGUCAGCCCUGAGAAAUCUGCCGACGGUUCGGCUCACUGCAAUCAGCGCUUUGUCAUUCGGACAGACCCGAAAAACGAUGACUACGAGCUUUCAGAAGGGCUUCGGCGAAAGAUGGAGUCCUGGGAUCACAAGGACUCGGAGACUUUGGAGCUUCCAGACCCUGAGACUCGGAGGAGGAUGCAAAACGACCCCAUGUUCCGGGUGGAGAAGACCCAGCGUGACUUGCAGAAGGAGAAAGACGAGAAGGAACGGCUGGCUGACUUGCAGGAUUUGCAGGACGACAGGGAAGACGCUUAUGCCUGGAACUGCGUCCUGCGCAAAGCGCAUCGACUGCACCGAAAGGAGGAGCAAAGACGAGAAGAGGAGGAGCGGCUGCGGCCCAAGCCGAACUUCGCGGUGCCCUUGGCCUCGCCCUGCGAGGAGGACUCUGCCGAGGCAAAGGCCGUCGCCUUUCGAACCGACCACGACAAGAUUGAGGUGGCGGUGAGGCGAGUUGCUUUGCGAGCCCAGCCGGUGCUCAGGCACCGCCCAGAUUCGAAGGCCGUGUUGGUGGCAGAGCUGGUCGCGAAGCGGAAGCGGCUGCUGCAACACUCCAUGGUGGAGCUCGCCAUGCGCAAGAGACCACGAGGCUGACCUCAGGGCUGCAAAGAACAGCAGCAGUUUGC
Molecule: messenger RNA, 1023 nt
Organism: Effrenium voratum
Lineage: Eukaryota; Dinophyceae; Suessiales; Symbiodiniaceae
Source: the annotation of a GenBank genome assembly